AUGGUUACCCCACUCGAGAAAGCUAUCGAGAGGUGUAUUGAUGGCUUACCUGACUCUGUUCAAGACAUCGUUACUGGUAGUAACCCUAUCAUAGUUCGUCAGGCAAUUGAGUUAGCAGCAACAUUGACUGAGUCGCAGGUUCGGAAGGACAGCAUGUCAUCUUUGGAUACCGGAGUGUCAGAUACGCUUGAUCCUAUGGCGGUAGUCUCGGACGACGAGAUCCUUUCCGAGAGCGAGGUUUACACGUUGGAUACCACGAGCACGGAUGAUGAUGAUUUUCAACCUUUUGCUUUGCCCGACUUCGGGGAUGAUGUUCAGCCCGCUGAUGGCAUUCUAGCUGGGGAUCUACCUCUUGCUGAGAUCCCUGCCCCCGUUCCACUUGCCGCAUUUCCCGUAGAGGAUUUGCCACUCCAUGUUGUGUCUGAUGACAACAUCGAUCUUUUCGUUGAGGGUCCCCCUGAGGACGACAAUGAGGGUGGGGCCCCGAUUGCUGAUGAUGUCAUCAUUCCUAUUAUUGAGGCUCCUGUGGAGGAGGCUCCUUCUGAUUCACCUGGUCCAGACUCGUUUGAGUCUGUGGCAUCCGCUUCCUUGCACGACCGGGGCGUACAGCACUACUCUCCUGACGCUGACUCUGACGUAGCGAUGUCAGCUGCACCUGUUUUUCCUCCUAAUUUUGAUCCUGAUCACGAGAUCGAGUUUAUUCCUGUUGACCAGCCCUUGGAGGCACCAGUGGCUCCUAUUGAUCAGUUUCUUGAUAUACCUGCCGACUUUGAUAUGGACUUUGCCGACCCUGAACCUAUCAUGGCACCAGAGCCUGUUGUUGCUCCUGACCCUGUACCGGUGCACGACCCUGUUCUUGUGGAUGCACCAGCCCUUGCACCACCUAUUGUUGAUAUUCCCAUUGUUACACCACCAGUGGUGGAUGUUCCUAUUGCUGAUGCACCCCUGCCUGAUCCCGUGCCAGCAUUUGUUGACCGUGCACCUUUCGCCACUCACAUCGAUCCAAGAUAUGCCGACACCCGUAAAGGGUGGAUCGAGGAUGAUGAUGACUACCCUCCGUUUGUGCUACCAGUCACCCCUCCUGUAGCACCUAUUUCCACACCUAUUGAUGUUCCGUUUUUCCACCCACACAUCUCUGAUGUCCAUCGCACCGACCUUCCUAUCACUUUUAUCCAGGACAUUCCUCUACCUCGUCGUGGGGAGGGUUCGUCGAGACAGCAGCCUGCUUUUGUACCGCCUGUAUCAUCAGCUGUUCCAUUCAUGUCUCAGUUUCCUCACACUACACCAUCUUUUGUACCUUCGGGCGAGCCGUUUCUGUGGUCUUCGCUCAAUGUUAUGCCGUUAUCAGACCCGUACCACCCUUUUCAUGUGGGGUACACGACGGACGACAUACUCAUCUCCCUACAGCUACAGCAGGACGCACUGAGUCGUCGCGUUCAGGAGUUAGAGAGAGUUCCACGUCCUACUCCGUGUCAUUGUCAGUCUCCUUUUUCUACACCACCAGCUCCUCUUCCAUUACCCCCUGAUUCGGGUGUUCGCUUCCUCACACCUGAGCAGCAGAUUGCUUAUUUGCUGCGUGUUAUUCAUGCCCUUGAGGAGGAUUGGGUGCACAUGCGCAGUUUGCUUUUCUCUCAUCGUCCUCCUCCACCGCCAUCAGCGUAG
Molecule: messenger RNA, 1662 nt
Organism: Helianthus annuus (common sunflower)
Lineage: Eukaryota; Viridiplantae; Streptophyta; Magnoliopsida; Asterales; Asteraceae
Product: calphotin-like
Exons: 3
Coding region: 1-1662 (553 amino acids)
Source: RefSeq, a predicted model, not a curated record